Molecule: messenger RNA, 1503 nt
Organism: Cotesia glomerata
Lineage: Eukaryota; Metazoa; Arthropoda; Insecta; Hymenoptera; Braconidae
Gene: Prp18
Product: pre-mRNA-splicing factor 18
Exons: 3
Coding region: 355-1362 (335 amino acids)
Biological process (GO): generation of catalytic spliceosome for second transesterification step; RNA splicing
Cellular component (GO): U5 snRNP; U4/U6 x U5 tri-snRNP complex; U2-type post-spliceosomal complex
Source: RefSeq, a predicted model, not a curated record
UAAGUACAUGUACAUAAGUAUGUUUAGCUUGUUACAUAAACAAAUGUAUAUGUGAAUUUACAAAUUAUAUCAGAUUUUUAUGGUUCAUGAGUUAACAAUAAGUAUUAACUUUACGACUUAAUUUUUGUUGUUACUGUCAUUUUUUUUUAUUUUUAAUUUUUACUACAGGUAUGAACUAUACUAUAAACUAUCCACAGUCGCGUAUUGGUAGUAGUACUGCCUCAUAGUUAUACCUCGUUUAACUACGUUUUUUAUUUGUAUAUAUACAGAAAAAAAUACAAACAUAUUAACUAUAAUUACAUUUUCAAUAAUUAACAUUCAAUAAAUCAAUUUUGUACCUAAUUUUCAACAAUUAUGAAUUUUUUACAAGCAGAGAUUUUAAAAAAACGUAAAGAGUUAGCAGAAAGUAAUUUACUGCAAAAUAAACGCAAGUACUUUAAAGUAGCAGAACUAACAUCAAAUAAAGUAGAAGCUUCCGAAUCAAAUAAUAAUAACACUGACACAAUUAAUACGGUGGAAAACAAAAAUUCCGAAGGCUCCGUUGAAAAUACUGUAGAGCAUCAAAAGUUAUCACGGCCAGAAGUGAUAAAACGACUAAGAGAGCGAAGUGAACCUAUUUUACUAUUUGGAGAAUCAGAAUUAGAAUCCUUUCAGCGUCUACGUAAGUGUGAAAUUCUUCAGCCUGAGGUUAAUAAAGGAUUCAGAAAUGAUUUCCAAGAAGCUAUGGAUCAAGUUGAUCAAGCUUAUUUGAAUGAAUUAUUAUCUUCGUCGAAGCCAACUAAUGAAUGUAACAAAGGAGACGUUAAUAUACCUGAUGAACAAGUUACCUACGAAGAUAUAGAAAAAAUGUCCGUGAAAUUAAAUCGAGGCGAUCGUGAUUUUGAUAUGAGUGUAAUUACACAAUUUCUGCAAUUUUUGGUUCUCAUGUGGGGUAUGCAAUUAAAUAGUCGUAGUGCUGCUGAAAAAAUGAGCACCAAAGGAAAAAUGGCCAGUGCAACCUAUGCACAGACAAGAGAAUACUUGAAGCCCUUGUUGAGAAAGUUAAAAAAUAAAUCACUACCAGAAGACAUCACUGAUAGUCUUACGGAAAUUGUUAAACAUCUUCUAGAGCGCAAUUAUAUUUUGGCAAGUGAUGCGUAUCUUCAAAUGGCAAUUGGCAAUUCUCCGUGGCCCAUUGGUGUUACUAUGGUUGGUAUCCACGCACGUACGGGAAGAGAAAAGAUUUUUUCAAAAAAUGUAGCCCACGUAAUGAAUGAUGAAACUCAAAGAAAAUACAUACAAGCGCUAAAAAGAUUGAUGACUAAAUGCCAAGAAUAUUAUCCAACAGAUCCUUCACGAUGUGUCGAAUACACUAAAGUAUAAGUUUAUUUAAUAAUAAUUUAAAUUACUGUAAAUAAUUUUCUUUCGUUAAAUUAAUUAUACGAACUCGUUGAUAAUGAAUAAUUAAUAAUUUAAAUUUUGUAUGGAGCAUGAACUUAAACAAAUACAUUAAGUUAAAAAUAC